This is a messenger RNA of Amphiprion ocellaris (clown anemonefish), 3257 nucleotides long. It is a transcript of the gene plekhm3, whose product is annotated as pleckstrin homology domain containing, family M, member 3. The coding region runs from base 570 to 2918 and encodes 782 amino acids. The record is from RefSeq and is a predicted model, not a curated record. The transcript is spliced from 8 exons. NCBI's taxonomy places the organism in Eukaryota, Metazoa, Chordata, Actinopteri, Pomacentridae.
AGGAAGUCAAGUAUUAUUUCAUCCGGACAUGUGAGGGAGGAGGAUCAGGAGGAAUCUGUGAAGCUUUGAUUUCAUUGGGAUGAAGAUGCUGUAGUAAAGCCACAAACAGUCAUCCGAUGACUUUACAGCCAACUGAUUGGACGAAAGGCUACAUAUCGUGAAGCUGAUGCCCCCGAGCGGAGGGGAUUUACUGUUUUUCCAUUGCCCGUAGUGAGUGUAUCUGGCUGCGUAACAUCGUUUGCCACCCAAAUUGGAUUGUACUGGAGAGUCCCGGGCGGCUGCCAGUCCUGUUCAGCUCUGGCAUGAAGCUGCAGUAGCUCCCAGAGGAAGACUCACAGACUGGAUGAAGGCCCUGUCUCGAGGUGGAGAGCAGGACUUGGCUUCAGACAGCAGUUCGUGAAGCUUGAAUGUUCUCUUUCUAGCUUGCCAGCGUAUACAGAGGGCUUGCUUUUGUCCAGCCGACUGCUAGUUUUGUUUGUUGGACAUGUGGAUGCCACUAGCAGGAUUUUUGCUCCCAUUUUGGAAAAUAAUCUAGUUGUAAGACGUACAGCUCAGCUCCUGGUCCAACCAUGGAGGGUCUGGAGCAGCUUGACAUGGUGGGCGACAUCAGCCCGGCUCUGGAGGCCACGGAGGACUUCAUCCACUGCAUGGACAGGAUGCAGGGCCAAGGUCCGAGCCAGGCUCAGACAGGGAACCUCCAGCCUCCCAGGCAGCCGAAGCAGCUGCAGGAGGUGUCCAACACCGCGCUGGGGAAGCUGAGCUCCAGCGGUGUCUGGAGCCUGCUGACCGGAGAGCAGCCCGAGGUGGGGCCUCUGGGCCUGGCAUGGGCCGACAACUUCAGCGUGCUGGGGCUGGGGAUGGGCCUGAGGCACGGCAAGAGAAGCCGAGCGCGAUCCACCAACGACCUGGCAGCACAUAGCAAAGAGUGCACCAACAACACGGCCAGCUCCUCGUCCAACUCGGCCUUCAAGAAGGGACACAACCGGUCCAGAUCAGAUGUCAACUACCGUCCGUCGGCCUACACUGACAACGGCCUGCCCACGGUGGACUGCAACACGCUGAAGAACAUGAUCCUCAACCACCAGCAGGAGGGUGAUAAAAGCAGCAGCAGUGUGGUGAAGCAGGGUGAGAUGGAGCAGCGUGAGGGGCCCCGGGGCCGCUGGACUCCCUGCCACGUUGAGCUGACGCCCUGCGAGCUGCGACUCUACACUCUGGACAGCAGCGCCAACCGCCAGCUGGGCACUGCCUACUCCCUGUCCCAUUGCCAGAGCGUCAUCUCACCAGCACCCUGCAGCCAGCCCGGCCAGGUCGCCCAGCCCGCCGACCAGCGCACGCUCCAGGCUUUGUUCUUCAACUGCACGCGUCUCCAGCUGAGGGCGUCCAGCCAGUGGGAGGCCGUGGAGUGGAGGCGGCUGAUGUGGGAGAAGGUGCAGGCAGCCAGACCCACGAGGCAGGAGAACCGCCAGCACAAGACCGGGCUUGAGAACCAACAGGUCGCCAAGUUUCCCGCGCCCAUGUCACCCUCCUCGUCGCCCUCUCCGUCUGGGCUGGACACCCGGCCCGACGGCGACAGCGACACCCCCACCUCUGCAGAGGCGUCGCUCUCUCUUCAGCCCGUCGUCCUGAGCAGACCCACCACCCUGCCUCUGUUCACCCAGCGCUGCCAAGACGUCCUCAAAGCCGGCCUGCUGCACCAGCUCAUGGAUCAGAACAACUGGCGGGCCUUCACCUUCGUCCUGACCAGGUCUGCUCUCCAGGCCUUCCCUACUGAAGGCCGGGGGUCUGUUUCCCAGCCCGUCCACCAGUUCUCCCUGGUGUCCUGUCUAUCUGUACAGCACGAUCAGGAGUCGGAGAACGGAGAGCAGUGGGCCGACAGAGGGGAGUCUUUCCAGGCCGUGUUCCCCAACGAGGUGCUCAGACUUCGGGCAGAUGACCAGCUGAAGGCCCAGGAGUGGGUAGAGGCUCUGAGGGAAGCAGUCGGAACGCAGAAACCUGCACAGGAAGAAGGAAGAGAGUCAGGAGAAGGACCUCCAGGCCUCCAAGGGGUGCUGCUGAGAUCCAAACCAUCCCGGGAUAGGAGGCAGAGGGAGGCCCAGAGAGCCAAGAGGCAGUCGGUCACCACCAGUUUCCUCAGUAUCCUCACCUGCCUGGCUGUGGAGAAGGGGCUGACCGCUCAGAGCUUCAGGUGUGCAGGCUGUCAGCGUCCCGUUGGUCUCUCCAGAGGAAAGGCGAAGGUGUGCUACUACAGCGGCUGGUAUUACUGCCAGAGCUGCCAUCAGGACAACUCUUUCCUCAUCCCAGCUCGCCUGCUGCACAACUGGGACACAAGCAAGCACAAGGUGUCCAAACAGGCCAAGGAGUUCCUGGAGUUUGUGUAUGAGGAGCCGCUGUUGGACAUCCAGCAGCUCAACCCCUGUCUGUACGAACACUGUGAGGCUCUGAGCACCGUCCUGCGCCUCCGUCAGCAGCUCCAGUCUCUAAGGGCCUACCUGUUCAGCUGCCGGGCAACCGUUGCCGAGGACCUCAGGCGAAGGAUUUUUCCCAGGGAAUACCUGCUACAGCACAUCCACCUGUACUCCAUGGCCGACCUGCAGCAGGUGAUCGAUGGAAAACUGGCUCCCUUCCUGUCCAAGGUGAUCAAGUUCGCCAGCUCCCACGUUUUCAGCUGCAGUUUGUGUCGAGAGAAAGGCUUCAUCUGUGAGCUCUGCCACAACGGACAGGUCAUCUACCCCUUCCAGGAGAACGCCACCCGCAGGUGUGACGGUUGCGGCGCCGUUUUCCACGCCGAGUGUCGUCAGAAAGCUCAGCCGUGUCCUCGCUGCGUCCGCCGUGAACUCCACCACAAGAGGCCGUCGUCCUUCUGGUCUCCGGACGACGACAGUCCCGGCUGCUUCCACCUGCCCUACCAGGACACCUGAGACACGAUCCCUGGAGGUUAGGGCACAGCCGGACAGAGUGUCUGCUGUUUCUGACCUGUGGUGUUUGCAGGACGGACCUUGUGACAGUUUGAACCGGACGACGAACGCACAACAUCGGACGCGUCGUCAGGUUUGUGUGUUCCGGCCAACGCACACACACACCUGAGCUGAGCCCCCCUCUGACCUACAGGGAGAAAAAAAACAAGCGGAGAACUGCUGCGUCAGACUUGUAUUUUGUGGUCAAACGUCUUCACAAACUCGACCAUCUUCAUCCCUACAACACGUCACAAACCGUCACUUAUCCCAGCAGUUAAACCUGCAAACUCACAGCUGGAGAAA